GCGCUCGCAGCAGUAUGGUCUCCACUGAGAGCGCUUCUUCUACGUACGAGGAGCUGGCCAGAGCCUAUGAACAUGCCAAGAUGGAAGAACAGCUACGACACGCCAAGUUCACCAUCACAGAGUGCUUCAUCUCAGACACAUCCUCCGAGCAGAUGACCGCCGGCACCAACGAUUACACGGACAGUAUGACCUCCAGUACACCGUCAGAAUCAGGCAUCUGCAGGUUCACUGCGUCACCACCCAAACCCCAGGACGUCUGCAGGGUGAUAAACAUGGCCGUACCCAAGGCACACAGACCAGGAGGGGAGCUCGUACACCUGCCUCCGUACCUGCGGAUGGACUUCCUUUUGAACCGGGGUGUGUCGGGAGCGUCUCGGGAAGCAGCGAUGGGCCAGGCCUGUUUGGAGCCGCAGAAGACCCGCUCGCUGAAGCGCCCCGCCUUGCUGGAGCCGACGCCCAUGGAGGUGCCGACCAGCAGGGACGUGCAGCAGUGGCAGCCGGGCACGGCCUCGACGCUUCCGCAGAGAGAGGCCGGAACGGACUUGGCACAGGCUGCCAAAAUCAGCACCUCCCAGGAAUCGCUGCUGGACUCCAGAGGACACAUAAAACAGAGCAACAAUCCCUACGCAAAGUCCUACACACUGGUAUAACAAAGAUCGGACAAAUAUAAAACAUCAAGAGCAAAAAGCGAACUCUUCAUGUGCGGUUGUAUAUAUGUUUCCACUUCUACUCCUAACAGUUUCUUUAUUUUAUGCUUUUUUAAACAGUGAAUUCACUUCUUAAAGAGAACUCCACACACCCAGAGAUUGCCAAAAUGAUUUUAUUAUUAUUGUUAAUGAUGAUGAUAUUG
This is a messenger RNA of Sinocyclocheilus grahami, 850 nucleotides long. Its product is annotated as Down syndrome cell adhesion molecule homolog. The record is from RefSeq and is a predicted model, not a curated record. The transcript is spliced from 2 exons. Lineage: Eukaryota; Metazoa; Chordata; Actinopteri; Cypriniformes; Cyprinidae. Bases 15 to 650 code for a protein of 211 amino acids.